Zea mays is the source of this 3081-nucleotide messenger RNA. Its product is annotated as phosphatidylinositol/phosphatidylcholine transfer protein SFH6. The coding region runs from base 2303 to 2788 and encodes 161 amino acids. The transcript has 6 exons. The record is from RefSeq and is a predicted model, not a curated record. Lineage: Eukaryota; Viridiplantae; Streptophyta; Magnoliopsida; Poales; Poaceae.
AUAGGGAUAUAACUAAGCCCUUGACGUGCCUGGUUAACUGAUCAAUUGUAGUAGGUUAAAGCGCUCCACUUCUGCACCUGGCCAGCUGAUUGGUCUGGGAUAAACGUGCUCCACUUCCCUAUGUAACAAUCAUAAGGAGUCAUGCUGAAACCACUCGUGCACAUCCCAUGAAACUUGAUAUGAAUUGGUGUCUGUUACAUUUAUCUUGUCACAGGAAUUCUGCACAGUAUAAGUUUUCUCCAACGAGCUUUCAUCUGAUUUCCCAAUAUUCCAUGACUUAUUCCUUGUAAGGUCCUGUUUCAUUCUCUCAUGCACCAUCGUCUCUGUCCCCUUGUGAUGCAUGUAUCAUUCUGUCCCUAGAAUUAAUUGCCAUUGCACACCUGUUGAGUUGAUCACCACGUUUUGCAGGGCUUGUCAUGCUAUAUUUUUCCUGGACCGCUAGAUACAAAAUGCUACGUGCUUACUCUGCCUUUUUUAUAAAAAAGUGUCAUCGGAUUAUUAUGAUAUGUGAUUACUAACUACAUAUUAAAAGCUUAUAUUUCCAAUGCUUUUGAUGUUUUAUUUUUUAUUUAUAUCAAAAAUGUUAUUUGAUCUUACUGCGUGGUAGAUUUGUUUUACUAUUAUGUGACCAUGAUACAAAGUCAUAAGCACUCCCUGUUGCUAUUAAUAUUUUUUUGUUUAACUGGAUGGCCUGUGCUAACCCACUAUAAUGGCUCAUUAGUUUUUUGUAGUAUGUACAGUGACACAAGAUUAAAAUAGUGAUACAUGUCCCCCUCGCACUCCCUGUUGCUAUUAAUAUUUUUUUGUUCAUCAUUAAGGGGUACAAGUACAACUUCCAAUGCAGAAAAGUUGCAUCAAUGAUGGAAAGAGUGUAUUGCAGCCAUUAAAUCAAGUAUAGGAUCUGUUGUGCUUCAUCUUAGAAAGUUGCCUAUCGGUCUCUGCAUGCACCGCUCAUUGCUAUUUAAAUUAUGUUUUUUGUUUUAAGUUGUUUUCUCAAUUUUCAUCUUAUGGAAGUAUGUUAAUAUAAUGAUAACUACAUCCAAAAUUUUAGUAAAGAAUUAUAUCUGAGCGUUGUCACGUGUAUGCUUGUCACUGUAAUAUAGGUGACUUCGAAAAAAAAUCAGAAACAAUACUAAGUGUGACCUAAUGAGCCCUACAGGUUAGUUCACCGUAAGCAUGUCAUAUAUUGCUACACACUACGUAAGAGUCUUAUAGAUAAAAAGUUUAGGGCCUGUCAGAUUAGCACACUUAUCUUUGUUGUAGGAGUUCAGUUCUUGUUGUGCCUUGACUAACUCUGUUAUAAUUUGUACUGAGAAAAAGUGGUUUGCAGUUGGCACAUGUCUUACUCAGAAAUCAGCUAUGCCAUCCUGCUAUUGUGCCACAUAUUUUGGAUUCAACACAGAUGAAUUGGGAUAUUAUUGCCUUUCUAUAUAUAUUUCAUGGGAUACACACUUUAAUUUUGAAUUAAUAUUUUGCUAGCUUAAUUUCAUUUCUGUGAUGCCUUCUUUCUCUUCUCGUAGGGCAUGUAAAUAAGAUUGCCUUACUUUUCCAGCUACUUCAUUCUAUUGUUGUGUAAAAUUGCUUAUAUCACUAUUUCUCUCUCUCUCUCUCUCUAAUUUUUUCACCAAGCAGUAAAUUAAAAAAAAACAGGUAGCACAUUGCAUAGGAGCUGAGGGCUUCUAGAUACCCAACUGUUUUUGGUUCCUAGGGGUUCUUUUCGCUACAGCUACAGUAAUGGAGGUAGGACCUCAACACAGUUAACAGAUUUUAGAUGCCUUUAGAUAUUUUUUUGUAAAAGGAAUGAGGAAUUACUAUAUUGAGCUUUGAUAACCUCCUUAGCAUUUGCCCCUGGUCAGUAUUAAUUGUUCUGGUUCAACCUCUUAUUUUCAUAGGUUGUAUCUACUAACCUAGAAGUUUAGACAGUGACAUUAGAUUUGAUCUUUCAUUUCCUAUCAUCUGAUGUAAAUACUUGCACCCUACUUCAAACUUUGAUCGAUGAAAAUGUUGCUGAUCACAUAUUUGAGGUUCUCGGGUCAUCAGGUAAGAACUUCACCUUUUUGUAGUCGUGAACUUUUAUGAAGUAUUAUGAUCAAGAAGGCUUACAAAGUUGCACUCCUGUUAUACAUCUUCAGGAAAUAAUGAUCUGCUUGUCAUUUCCUCUGUUCGAGUACUAUUACUUUUUUGCGAGAUCAGAGGAAAAAUCAAAGAAAAGCUUUCUAUUGGAUUUCCCACUCCUUCACUAUGUUGCAAAGGUACCAUUUUAUCCAGUCGAGUCCAUGUUUUAUGACUUUCUUGGAUUUGCAUGAUCAUUGAGAAGCUAGGGAAGGUGGAUCCCAACAAACUCAUGCAGAUCACCUCUGUGGAUCGCUACAUCAAGUAUCAUGUCCAGGAGUUUGAGAGAGCCUUCAGGGAGAGGUUCCCUGCCUGCACAUUGGCUGCCAAGAGGCACAUUGACUCCACCACUACCUUCUUGGACGUCCAGGGUGCGGGGUUUAAGAAUUUCUCCAAGACUGCAAGAGAACUUGUGCACCGGAUGCAGAAGAUUGAUAGCGACUAUUAUCCCGAGACACUCCACCAAAUGUUUGUUGUGAACGCUGGCAGUGGAUUUAAGUGGAUCUGGAACAGCGUGAAGGGCUUCCUUGACCCAAAAACUUCAUCCAAGAUUCAUGUGCUUGGUUCGAACUACCAGAGCAUGCUUCUUGAAGUAAUAGAUUCGAGUGAGCUGCCAGAAUUCCUUGGCGGUUCAUGCACAUGUAGUGACAAGGGUGGUCCGCUAGGAAGUUGCUGAUGCGGUGGACGGUGCUGUCAUCAGAUUUGUUGGUGUUCUUCCCAGCUGCUUUGUGGUUUGUGUGGGCGUACAUUAAACUUGGAGUCGGUAUUAGUGGAGAGGAGAGACGGGAGGGGUGGAUGUGGCUGCUAGCCAUGGUCCUGAGCAGUCCUUGCUUGGUAUUGAUCGAUCAUGGCCAUUUUCAGUGUAAUUGCAUUAGCCUUGGACUUACUCUUGGAGCAAUUGCUGGUGUUCUGUCGAGGAAUAAGCUCGUCGCUGCAGCUCUCUUCACUCUUGCAAUCAAUCACAAACAG